CCCGUGGCCAUGAGUGAGCCGGGAGCUCCCCAGCCCGACGAGGGCACCAUGUCCCGCCUGUUGCACGUGGUGGAGAGCGAGCUCCGGGCGGGCAGGGACAAGGGCGACCCCCUGGAGAAGCAACUGCGCAUCGUCCUAGAGGAUGCCCCCCUCUGGCAGCGAUUCAAGGAUGUCACCAAUGAGAUGAUCGUCACCAAGAAUGGCAGACGAAUGUUUCCAGUCCUCAAGGUCAGUGUCACGGGGCUGGAUCCCAAUGCCAUGUACUCGCUCUUGCUGGACUUUGUCCCCACGGACAGUCACCGCUGGAAAUAUGUCAACGGGGAGUGGGUGCCUGCAGGCAAGCCUGAGGUAUCUAGCCACAGCUGCGUCUACAUCCACCCAGACUCCCCCAACUUUGGGGCACACUGGAUGAAGGCCCCCAUUUCCUUCAGCAAGGUGAAACUGACCAACAAGCUGAAUGGAGGUGGGCAGAUCAUGCUGAAUUCCCUGCACAAAUACGAGCCCCAAGUCCACGUGGUUCGAGUAGGGGGCACCCAUCGGAUGGUCAUGAAUUGCUCCUUCCCGGAAACCCAGUUCAUCGCUGUGACGGCAUAUCAGAACGAGGAGAUCACUGCGCUUAAGAUCAAGUACAACCCCUUCGCCAAAGCUUUCCUCGAUGCCAAGGAAAGAAACCAUCUGAAGGAGCUUCCAGAAGUAAUGUCAGAGAGCCAGCAUGUGACCUACUCUCACUUGGGAGGCUGGAUCUUUUCCAACCCUGAAGGUGUAUGCGGAGCAGGAGGUGCCUCUUACCAGUAUCCGGGUCCGCUGCCCCUGUCUGCCCCCCACAGCUCCCACAGCUGUGAUCAUCACCGUGGACGCCGGCCUGUGCCCUAUCCAUCUGCUUACAUGCCCCGAAAUCAGGGUCCCUCAGUGAACCUGAUGGAAAGUUCUGGCAACAACCUGCAGGUGUUCCCUGGGUCAGACACCUGGACCCACUUAACCUCCACACCCCACGUUGGCCUCCUGCCUGCCCCCCACCCCAGUGGCCCCAUCAGUGGGGGGCCCAGCCCCUACUCCUGCCUGUGGACUCUCAGCAACAGCAGCGGGGGUCCAGGGGGCCCUGAGACACAUGCUAGCCCCCCUGGUGCCUUUCUGCUGGGCAGUUCCACCAUGGGCUCUCCCCUCUCAACGCAGGCUUCCCCCUCAGCCGGCCUGGAUGUUCUCGGGGAGCCCUCGCUGACCAGCUUUGCCGUGUCCACCUGGACUGCUGUGGCUACGCACCCUUUCUCUGGCUGUGGGGGCACGGGCGGGUCUGGGUGCCACUCUCCGUCCUUGGAGAGUUAG
Molecule: messenger RNA, 1323 nt
Organism: Suncus etruscus (white-toothed pygmy shrew)
Lineage: Eukaryota; Metazoa; Chordata; Mammalia; Eulipotyphla; Soricidae
Gene: TBX19
Product: T-box transcription factor 19
Exons: 8
Biological process (GO): cell fate specification; regulation of transcription by RNA polymerase II; positive regulation of DNA-templated transcription
Cellular component (GO): nucleus
Molecular function (GO): DNA-binding transcription factor activity, RNA polymerase II-specific; RNA polymerase II cis-regulatory region sequence-specific DNA binding
Source: RefSeq, a predicted model, not a curated record